This is a messenger RNA of Syzygium oleosum, 578 nucleotides long. RefSeq names its product PHD finger protein ALFIN-LIKE 2-like. Gene Ontology annotation, cellular component: nucleus. The coding region runs from base 1 to 375 and encodes 124 amino acids. The record is from RefSeq and is a predicted model, not a curated record. Gene Ontology annotation, molecular function: transcription cis-regulatory region binding; transcription coregulator activity; histone binding. The transcript is spliced from 4 exons. NCBI's taxonomy places the organism in Eukaryota, Viridiplantae, Streptophyta, Magnoliopsida, Myrtales, Myrtaceae. Gene Ontology annotation, biological process: regulation of DNA-templated transcription.
AUGGUGGGGAUCGGCGCCGCUUCUCGCCAGACGUGGUUCCUCUCCAGUCCUCGCACUGUAGAAGAGAUCUUCAAGGAAUACAGCGCCCGGCGCACUGCCCUCGUCCGCGCCCUCACCAAUGAUGUGGAUGAAUUCUACUCGCUCUAUGAUCCAGAAAAGGAGAAUUUGUGUCUAUAUGGUCACCCAAACGAAUCAUGGGAGGUGGCUUUGCCCGCCGAGGAAGUUCCUCCAGAGCUUCCUGAACCAGCCUUGUGCAUUAACUUCGCUAGAGAUGGAAUGAAACGCAAGGACUGGCUGUCUUUGGUGGCUGUGCAUAGUGACUGUUGGUUGCUCUUUGUGGCCUUCUACUUUGGUGCUCGACUUAACCGCAAUUAAAGGUACUUUCUUUUUGCCUGCACUUGCUGAAGAUUGUCAUUGCAUAUGCAUCACACUCAAAAGAUCUGUUGAGGUCAGUAUUGUGAUUCUGGGUGCCCUAUGUCCCAACUCAACAAGGCAACCAGUUAAUCACGCAAUUAAGAGAUACCAACAUAAAUUUAAUGGUGCUAGCUUAUUCUAGUAAAAAAGCCAUUCUGCAAUCU